AUGUCUACCAGCAAGAGACUGCCGACGAUUUCCGACUUUCCGUCCAUAUGGACUCUGACCGUCUCUCCUGCUCCGAGCUCGCAACGGCCCACGAACAUCCUCAUUCUCCUCCAUGGUUUGGGCGAUGCUCAUCUUCCGUUUGCCCAGCUUGGCACCCAGAUGAAUCUUCCAGAGACAGCAUGCAUCUCGAUCAAGGCUCCUGAACCUCUUCCCUUCGAAGCAUCUUCUUUCCACUGGGGUGACGACGUUCUCUUCGACAACACCGUCGGCACCAUCGAUCCUGAUGGUGGCUUCAAGAAAGUUGUGCCUCGACUUGUCAAGGAAAUCAUUGAGGACACACUGAUCAAGAAAUGUGGUUGUCAACCUCGCGAGUUGAUGCUCUUUGGAUUUGGUCAGGGUGGUAUGGUAGCUCUGAAUACUGCAGUAAGUAUGGCGAAAGAGCUAGGUGGUGUCAUUAGUGUUGGUGGCGCUUUACCUAGUGAAACUCCUGCCUCAGUUUCUCCCAAGUGCAAGACUCCAGUGCUGGUCUGUUCUGGCAAUGACAGCCCCUGGGUCACUUCAUCAGCUGAAGACAAGCUCAAAGCUGUCUUCGAGUCUGUCCAGCUUAAUCGCUACAAGAGGUCUGGAGAUACAAUGCCUAGAAGUCGCGAUGAGAUGUACCCCAUCAUGCAGUUCUUUGCUAGACGUCUCAAGAGCUCUGCAGGUGUUCCAGAGGGCAGUGUUGAGUUGACAGCUUGA
This is a messenger RNA of Aureobasidium musti, 738 nucleotides long. NCBI's taxonomy places the organism in Eukaryota, Fungi, Ascomycota, Dothideomycetes, Dothideales, Saccotheciaceae. The record is from the annotation of a GenBank genome assembly.